AUGCCGAGGACAAGGCAAGGGCAGCAACUGGUGCCCGAUGUCCUCCUGCCCCUCAACCCUACAAGCUGUGUGCUCGGCGAGCGCGUGUCCACCAUCACACCCGUGUGGGCGAAAAAAGGCCAGGUUAUAAAGGAAGCAUCCGGUGACUUCUACGAAACCAUCGUGGACCACACCUUCUUCUUUGAGCCCGUCUCCUGCGAGGUCACCAACGCCCUGGGCAGCACAAACAUCAGCAGGACCGUGGACGUCUACUUUGGGCCCAGGAUGGCGACAGAACCACAGUCCCUCCUCGUUGACCUGGGCUCGGACGCCGUCUUCAACUGUGCUUGGACUGGGAACCCAUCUCUCACCAUUGUCUGGAUGAAGCGAGGCUCCGGCGUGGUCUUGAGCAACGAGAACAAGCUGACCCUGAAGUCCGUCCGCCAGGAAGACGCUGGGAAAUACGUGUGCCGAGCCGUGGUCCCGCGGGUCGGUGCCGGGGAACGGGAGGUGACGCUCACCGUCAAUGGGCCACCCAUCAUCUCCAGCACCCAGACGCAGCACGCCUUGCACGGCCAGAAAGGGCAGAUCAAGUGCUUCAUCCGCAGCACCCCGCCGCCAGACCGAAUUGCUUGGUCCUGGAAGGAGAACGUCCUGGAGUCUGGGACCUCCGGACGCUAUACGGUGGAGACGGUCAGCACGGAUGAGGGUGUCAUCUCCACGCUGACCAUCAGCAACAUUGUCCGGGCCGAUUUCCAAACCAUUUACAACUGUACCGCCUGGAACAGCUUCGGCUCCGACACGGAGAUCAUCCGGCUCAAAGAGCAAGGUACGGAAAUGAAAUCAGGAGCUGGUAUUCAAGCAGAAUCAGUGCCGAUGGCGGUGAUCAUCGGAGUGGCCGUGGGGGCCGGCGUGGCGUUCCUGGUGUUGAUGGCCACCAUCGUCGCCUUCUGCUGCGCCCGCUCCCAGAGGAAUCUCAAAGGUGUGGUUUCUGCCAAGAACGAUAUCCGCGUGGAGAUCGUACACAAGGAGCCGGCCUCGGGCAGGGAAACGGAGGAGCACCCAACCAUCAAGCAACUGAUGGUAAGGAUUUACUUCUUCUCUCC
Molecule: messenger RNA, 1085 nt
Organism: Cariama cristata (Red-legged seriema)
Lineage: Eukaryota; Metazoa; Chordata; Aves; Cariamiformes; Cariamidae
Product: kin of IRRE-like protein 3
Exons: 9
Biological process (GO): cell-cell adhesion; synapse assembly
Cellular component (GO): cell-cell junction
Molecular function (GO): cell adhesion molecule binding
Source: RefSeq, a predicted model, not a curated record